Molecule: messenger RNA, 2306 nt
Organism: Zea mays
Lineage: Eukaryota; Viridiplantae; Streptophyta; Magnoliopsida; Poales; Poaceae
Exons: 1
Coding region: 1178-1798 (206 amino acids)
Source: RefSeq, a predicted model, not a curated record
UCAGUGGAUAAAACAUAUGCUAAAUUUUAAACAUCUUCGCGUAUCGCGAUUUUAAUAUCGCAUCUGUUCCAUUUAUCGCGAGUUCGAUAUUGUUUUUAUUUAUCCGGGCUCUUCCUAAAUUUUCGUGAUGUUCGGAAUAUCGUUGUUCCGAAAAUCGGUGCGUCCGGUGAGUAUUUAAAAUUCAUCGCUCGCGCAAAUACGAAUUUGGAAGCUCGACCCACUAGGUGAUUUUUAUCCCGGGCAAACUAAUUUAAUGGCGUCUUAAGUAUCGUAUUUUGAUUGUGUUUUGAUCUGUUCUAUUUAUAUCACACCCAAACUCUAAUUCUAAUACCAGUAUUCUUUGAGAAAGAAGAAAAGACCAAAUAGAAAAUAUCUGAAAUCCUUCCACCGUUUAGCAUUUUUUGACCACCGCAUGGAACUCUUCCACGCGUCUCUCUCUCCUCCUUAUAUUGACCACGUCAUCUGCGGGACUCCAUUAUCUGGUGCCGUGUGGACGAAACAGCGGUUCGGCCACUCCCGUCCGUCAAAAUCAAGUGGCGCUACUAGCUUGUCGUCGUCGUCGCUGGCCAUAUCCAUUCUCUUCUCGACGGACUCCAUUAUCCGGCCACCUCUCCGCAUCGCACAUAUUUUCUAUCCCCUGCAGUUCUGCGCUCAGAGCUUGCAGACGCCCGGCCGCCGCUCCAAGUCGUCGUUCCAGCCAACCUCGCCGGAGCUCCUCCCUCUGCUAUUCUCAUGUGCCCAGGAAGAAAAAUCUCGCGGCUCUAUCCUUCCAGCCGUCUUCUUCCCUUAUCCCCGCCGCCGCUCUGCUCAAGAUUUUUCUCACCGCCGUUGCCUCGUUCCCAUCCGCUCGGCCACCCUGAAUAAAAAUCCCAUCGCGGUGUCUAUCUUCUGCUCUUAGUCGAGUGCCUCUGCCCUGCUCCCUACCGAGCCCCCAUGGCGCGGUCGCCUCUCCCUGGUGCCUCGCCCAGCCUCUGCUCCUCUUCUCCCCGGCGCCUGGUCGGAUGUGGAUCCUCUGCUCGAAGCUCCCAGCGCCGGAUUCCCUGCAAGCUUCGGCUUCCUGCGCGCCCAGCCUCUCCACUUCUCCAGCGCCCAGCCCCAACUCCCAGCCGAGCUCGGCCGCCCGGCCCCCAACGCCGCUCUCUUCCCCAGCGCCCCUCCCCUCUGUUCGCUUGUCGCCAUGUCCGCCGUAGCUCAGCUCGACCGCUCGGCUUCCCCUAGCCUCUUCCCCUGCGAGCUCGACUCCUGCUCGCCCAUGGAGUUCGCCCAGCUCCCUGCUCCGGUGACUAGCGCUCGGCGUCCUGCUCUCUAUGCCCUGCUCGUCCCUGCGCACGCGCCGCGGUUUCCUCCGAGCUCCCUCGCCGUGGAUUCUUUCUGCGCGUCCUCUCCGGCGCUGCGGUGCCCCAGCUUGGCCUCUGCCCAUUCCUCAGCCGCACCCUGCUCCAGUCGCUCACCCAUCGGACGCUACACGCUCGCCUCUGCUCGUUCCGUGGGUGCGCACUGCCUUCUCUGUCCAUGGUGCGCCCUCACCUCUACUUCUCUGCUGGCCGGCGUUUUUCCAGCCGUGGAUCUCCUUGUGUGCCGCGUCCGGCUCCCUGACGUGCCGCGGUGCCCGUCGCCCUGCGCGCGCUCUGUUUCCUCGCGCGGCUUCGUGCUCGCCUGGCCGUUGUCUUGGAUGCGCAGGAGUAGUGUAGGUGCUUGCAGUCGGUGGAUCCUCGAUAUCGAGCUGGGAUUAGAGAAGACAGUACUGUUCCGUGCGUCGCUUAUCCGAUGCUCGACGGAAUGUCCAACUGGGAGGUGAUAGCUUCGUGUGUCGGCGAGCCGUCGUUUUCCUCGUUCAGUGUUUGCGCGGGCUUGCCUGAACCGUGCUGCUAUCUCCCGACCGUUGGCCCUUGCCCACUGCACGGGCUUGUCGUGCUAGUCAACCCCGCCUCGAUCCUCGUCGUCGAUACUGCGCUUGCUGGUGGCCAAAGCUCGCGCUAACCUGCUCGAUCACACCUCGUCAGCUCGCUUCAUACUCAAUCUCGUCGUCGCGUCGUGUGUGCAUCACUCGCCAGCCAUAUGUGAUCAAAGACGUCAACCGGGAACCAUCCUCGUGCUUGCAACUAUCGCGUCGAAUUAGUCAGGGUAAGUUGAUUCGUAUUCCCGUUAACUAGGUCUAUAAAUAGAUUAAAUAGAAUUGUUGGUCACAGUAAAUAUUAUGAAUUUAGCAUGCGUAUAUUGUGAUGAUCGAUUUAGAUAGCUCGCUAAAUCAAGUAAUUAAGUUACACAGUUUAGAGAGUUAAUAAAAAGCUAGGAAUAAAAAUAGA